UAGCUCUGCUAAGUCCUCAAGUGGAGUUCUUUAAAAACCAGAAUUAUUUUCUACAAAUGGAGCAACUUGCCUUGAACGAAUCAAUAUCUGCUCGCGCAGUUGACAAGUUACAUAAAGAUGCUCUAAUUGAAGCAAACAAAGAAAAGGUGCAGAGAUUGAGGCUACUGCAAUUGAAGAUAUUUGAACAGCAGCAAAUGCAGGCAAGCAUGUUUAUUAAUAUGGAUGGUGUAGGGUCAAUGGACCCGAAGAUGGUGAACUAUCCAGGUUUCACUCAAUCUGAGCUGGGAAAGACGUUAUAUAGUUCAGACUCAAAAAAAGCACAAAGUGGAGAAAAGGCAGCAGCAGAGAAUUUGCAGAACCAGAUCAGUGAGGCAGCUGAACAAACGCUCGAUGUGAAACCGAGCUUGGGAGUGGCUGCAGGAGGAAAUAAGGAACUGAGGCUGCACUUCAAUAAAACUACAUAAUCAGAGAGGAACCAGAACCAGGAGCCUCCGCUCAGUCGCUUCACAUCAGAUUUCAUUCAUGAAUCGGCCGCAGUUGCUUUAUUUUAUUAUUUGAAUA
This is a messenger RNA of Rosa rugosa (rugosa rose), 561 nucleotides long. RefSeq lists its product as uncharacterized. The record is from RefSeq and is a predicted model, not a curated record. The transcript has 3 exons. Lineage: Eukaryota; Viridiplantae; Streptophyta; Magnoliopsida; Rosales; Rosaceae. The coding region runs from base 57 to 464 and encodes 135 amino acids.